CUAGUGUGACGUAUAAUCUAGUGGACGUGGCGCUCCUUCAACAACAACAGCUAGUCAGACACCUCGGUAGCUUUCUAGCAAAUAUAGCUACAACAUUCACGCUCUUUACACUGUUUUGGCGUAUAUUAGUCGCUGUUACACACUUCUGUCGUAUGUACUUGUUGGCCCAUUCAAUUAUAUAUUUACGUUGUUUUGAUCAGCUAGCUGGUUUGCUAAGUUAGCUUAGAACUAGGCUAGUCGCUAAUGCUAGCUAGCUAACAUCCCCGACCAUGAGUUCACUAAGCUACUCUCCUCCUGCUAAAGAAGAGGGGGUCUGCUGGACGGAGAAAGAAGCUAUCAUGAAAGAGGAGGUUGAAGAGAAGGAUGUUACAGUACAAAAACAAGUAGAGGGUGAGGCUGCUACCGUGAAAGAAGAAGAGAAAGACGUUUCAGUGAAAGAAGAGGAAGAUGCGUUCAGAGUGAAAGAGGAGGAGGAUGUUACAGUAACAGAAGUGGAGGAAGAGAAAGAGGAGGAGGCAGUUUUUGGAGUGAAAGAGGAGGAGGGGGAGAUUACUGUCACAUUGGAGGAAGAAGAGGAGGUUGGAGAUCUGUUUAACACCAGAGAGAGACGGGACUAUCGUGGAUCCUCUGGGGAGCCUCAACAACCUCAUGAUGCUAACAAGGCAGAGAAGAGUCUCUCCACAUUAGAACACCUCAAGAAACACCCGCAGAGAUCCACAGGGAAGAAUCCUCACUGCUGCGCUGACUGUGGGAAGAGAUUCACCUCCUCAGCAGGCAUUAAAAUUCAUCAGAGAACACACACAGGAGAGAAAUCUUAUAGCUGUACUCAAUGUGGGAAGAGUUUUACUCGUUCAACCAGUCUGAUGUCACACCAGAGAACACACACAGGAGAGAAACCUUAUAGCUGUACUCAAUGUGGGAAGAGUUUUACUCAUUCAGCCAGCCUGAUAUCACACCAGAGAACACACACAGGAGAGAAACCUUAUAGCUGUGUUCAAUGUGGGAAGAGUUUUACUCAGCUAAGCAGCCUGAUAUCACACCAGAGAACACACACAGGAGAGAAACCGUAUAGCUGCGGUCAAUGUGAGAAGAGUUUUUUUACAUCUGGCCAUCUGAAGAUACACCAGAGAACACACACAGGAGAGAAACCGUAUAGCUGUAAUCAAUGUGAGAAGAGUUUUUUUACAUCUAGCUAUCUGAAGAUACACCAGAGAACACACACAGGAGAGAAACCUUAUAGCUGUGGUCAAUGUGGGAAGAGUUUUACUCAGCCUAGCAACCUGAUUUCACACCAGAGAACACACACAGGAGAUAAACCAUAUAGCUGUGAUGAAUGUGGGAAUAGUUUUAGAACUGUGUGUAAUCUGACUCAUCACCAGAGAACACACACAGGAGGGAAACCUCAUAGCUGUACUCAAUGUGGGAAGAGUUAUUUUACAUCUAGCAAUCUGAAGAUACACCAGAGAACACACACAGGAGAGAAACCUUAUAGCUGUGAUGGAUGUGGGAAGAGUUUUACUCAGCGAAGCAGCCUAAAAACACACCAGAGAAUACACACAGGAGAGAAGCCUUAUAGCUGUACUCAAUGUGGGAAGAGUUUUGCUUACCAAAGCAGCCUGAUAUCACACCAGAGUACACACACAGGAGAUAAACCAUAUAGCUGUAAUGAAUGUGGGAAGAGUCUUACUACUUCGAGCAAUCUGACUCUUCACCAGAGAACACACACAGGAGAGAAACCUUAUAGCUGUACUUAAUGUGGGAAGAGUUUUGUUCAAUCUGGCAAUCUGACAGUACACCAGAGAACACACACAGCAGAUAAAUCUUAUAGCUGUAAUCAAUGUGGGAAGAGUUUUACUCAGUCAAACAGCCUGGUACAACACCAGAUAACACACACAGGAAAUAAAUCUCGAGAUAAUCUGAUAAAAGAUCUCUGAUCAAGUAAUAGAAAAUACAUACAUGAAGGAGUUGUUUCAUGAUAUCAAUGAAUUAAUGUCACAAUGUAGAAUGUUAACACAUUCUAGUAGGAGUAUUUGAAUGAUGUCACAAUGUAGAACCCUAAACGUUUGCCCCCUUAUCAAUUGAUUUCAACAUGAUAUGGAUAUUAGCCUCAGGGGGAAAAUCCAGGCCCUGAAUUGGAAGAGUACUGUUAAGAUUUUUUUUUAAAUGUACUAACAAAAGAGUUGUGUUACACUUACCACGUUGGUGACCCACUUGAAUCAUAAUGCAACACUUCAAAAUGUAGCGAGCUGUUUUCUACAAAUUGUCCUCUAACCAGGGAUGUACACCAGGGAUGUACACAUUACUCCCAGAUUCCGUGUGGUUUUUGUUUUAACAGGACGUGCAACCUCAUCUCCCUCCUCUCGCACAAAUGAUUUUAGCAUGAUAUUGAGGAUUUAUGACAAAUUUGUCUUGCGUUCCUUUGUUUAGCAACCCCUAAAUCUAAAUGCAUCACUCCAAAAUUUAGCUGACUGUCUUCUGCAAGUUGUCCUCUAACCUGUAAGCUAAAAGAUAUCUCCCAUUUCCAUGUUUUUUUUUUUAUGUUAGUUUCAACAGCAAGUACAACCUGAUUUCCCCCCCUAAUCGAUAUCAGUGAUUUAUUGCUACUUGUCAAAACAACAGCGUUUUUGGUGCUUGUGCAGUUUAUAAGGUUCUUGUAUAAGUACAUUCAAGUAAUAUUAUUAUUGUGGCAGAUGUUUGUGAAUAUAGUACAUUUUAUGUUUAUUUUUUCAAUUUAUCACAAACUGUUUAUGCAUUUGGACUAUUGAUUUUUGACACGUUAAAACUGUGACAUUGGGGCUAUCCCACCGAGCAAAAUGUCGUUGAAAAUAAGACAUUGCCCGACAUACACUAUAAGUUUGGUUUUAGUUGAAAGUGAAAGUUGGAAAUAAAUCUAUUUAAUUUCAACGUACUUGCAGCCUAUACACAUGGUCUCAGUAUAAUAAAUUGGCCUAUAAUCAAUUUUAUGAACAAUCCUACAUCACUCCAGUAUUUAUUUACAACAUUCAAGUGCUAAUUGUCUUUAUUCCACUACUGAAGAAGCAUGACUCAAAUCACCUACUCAUAUUUCAAACAUUCAGCCUGACAAAAGAUAUAUUUUAUGCCUCACCAUUAAGUGAAUUAUUGCUAAUACAUAUUAACAAAGGGGUCUACAUUUGGUUUAGAUUUUUCAUGUUAAAUAUUCAUGUUAGAUUUAGUAACCGUAAUUAUUUUUGCAACCAACUGACAAUUUUUGGGUACAAUUAUAUUGACAUUGUUGCCCUGCUUUUAGAAUAUCAGGGUUCAUUCUCAGAUGUGCCAACCCAAAUGUACUAGAGCAUGACAUUGGGGACUGGGCCCUGAUCCAACAACAUGCCUAUUGAGGGAACCCUGAAAAGAGAGAAAAGCUCCGCAGUGAGGUGGAAAGUUACUACAGAUAUUGCAGGAGUUUCCUCUUGAAAUCAGACAUGUCUGUGGUAAGGACAACUUGGUUGCUGAUUGUCUCAAAGGUGAGCAGUCAAAAAGAUUUGUGUUUAGCCAGUGCGUUACAAUGGAUCACAAUUUAUUUUGACUGCAUGUUUUUCCUAUUGGAGAUGAGUUUUGUUUGGGCUCGUUUCAAGGGGACGAGAGUUCUAGAAGCUAGGGAGUUUUAGGAUUCUAUCGAAAGAAAAGGGAUUAAAAAAUAAUACAAUAUGUUUUUUGUUGUUGACGCAUGUUGAUAGUUAGUAAUUACUUUCUUUUCUCAUCGCUACAACUCCCGCACAGACUCGGGAGAGGCGAAGGUCGAAAGUCAUGCGUCCUCCGAAACACAACCAAGCCGCACUGCUUCUUAACACAGCACGCAUCCAACCCGGAAGCCAGCACCAAGGAGACACCGUACACCUAGUGACCUAGUCAGCGUGCACUGCGCCCAGCCCGCCACAGGAGUCACUAGUGCGCGAUGAGACAAGGAUAUCCCUGCCGGCCAAACCCUCCCUAACUAGGCCAAUUGUGCGCCGCCCCAUGGGCCUCCUGGUCUCGGCCUGGUCUCUUGGUUCAAGCCUGGGCUUGAACCAAGAGUCUCCGGUUGCACAGCGAUGCAGUUCCUUAGACCACUGUGCCACUCGGGAGCCUUGAAGUUGUUUUCUGUUGGUGGUAAGCAAACUUGUCCAACAAAAACAUAGGAUAUAUUUGUUGUCUUAAGGGGGAAGGUGUUACAGGCUUUGGUUUUUCCAUUUAUGUUUUGAGGUUGGACUUUAGCACGUAUAGCUCAUUAGCACGUAGGACGCCCUGAUUGGUGUCACCUCUUUAGCCACCUGUGCUGGCUUGUCCAUCUUGUUAGUGGGAAGGUGUUUCACCUGAGCUGGUCCAGGUUCUAUUUAAGAGUGUCUGGCCCAGUGCUCCAGUUGUCUUGAUAGAUGUGGAGAGUCAACACCUUUAGUUGUGCUACCUUUUUGGUUUGCUUCCUGUCUUUACGUUUGGUGUGGGUUUUUCUUUCGUUUGCCUCUUCUUGGGCAGAUUUAGUGGGUGGCUUUUACUUCCCAGUUGUUGUCACUAGUCAACUUUCAGUGGACACUCCCAUAGUGUCUAUCAGAGACCCUCCUAAAAAACAAGCUUAUAUUUUGGGUUGGAUAUUAUUCAUAUUUUAAUCAAUGGCAUUUCCUUAGAAUGUUCAUUAGUCUUUCAGUUGUUAUUCUUCUGUUUUUUAUCCUCUUAUGUUUGUUGUGUACUAAAUAUUUCUGUUUAUAUUCAUCGUUUUUUUUGUAUGAAGUCAUUGUUGCAUCCAUGUCUGAAAUGUGGUGUAUAAAUAAAGCUUGAUUUGAA
This is a messenger RNA of Salvelinus fontinalis (brook trout), 4779 nucleotides long. RefSeq names its product zinc finger protein 883-like. The record is from RefSeq and is a predicted model, not a curated record. Bases 270 to 1754 code for a protein of 494 amino acids. The transcript has 2 exons. Lineage: Eukaryota; Metazoa; Chordata; Actinopteri; Salmoniformes; Salmonidae.